CUCACUUUCUUUUCGGUAUCGUUGGUUCAUUUAUUUGUAAAACUGGUUUACUGGUCUUGAAACCAUGGAUCUAUGCUAGAAAAUCUCUUUGAAAACAGGCUAAAAUUGAGCUUUCAUGGGUUGUUUUCUGUUAAGCUCAGUGAAAAAUGGGAUUUUCCUAGUUGGGUUUUGUUUUUCAAUGUAAAACACCAUGAAGAAUUCAAAGAAAACCAGAAAAAAUCACGUUCAAGAAAUGGGUAGAACUCAGAUAUGUAUUUGUAUGAGUGGUUUUCAUGUUAUAUUUAGAGAUAGGAGUUUUGAGUUUUGAUUUGGAGUCCUCUAAAUCUAUGGAUGAAUACGAAUAACUAGAAACCGCUUGAGAAAACAAUUAAUGUGGUUUUGCAUGACUGGAUUUCUGUCAUUUCAAGAGUAAGUUGAUCUUUCUGGUGAUGGGAUUGGGCCUUUAAAGUCCAGAACAAGGAAAAAGGAAACCAAUUUUUUGAAACUCUUUAACUUUUGAAAGUAAGAGAAGUUUGUCAAGCAUUAGAGAAAACGUGUAUGUUUUGGGUUUUGUUUUCUUGGUCCAGAACCAGGAAGAAGAACCAGAAAACCGCUAAUUUUUGCUUCUGAUAGAAUAUGGAACCAAAAUUAUUGAACUAUUGGGUUUUGAGCUACUGCAUAUGUUCUUGAAAACCAGUGAGAAUUACCAGAAAACCUCUUUAAACAUAGCUUCACUUUUAUAUUUUCUAUAUAUCUUGUAUCUGUUACUUGUUUUCUGAGCUUUAAUGGUUCCUAUUUAUCUUAGAAAAUAUGGCAGGCCCAGCUUUUGACUUGUAUCUCCCUAACAAUAAAUUUCAGGACCGCUGGAGAAUGCUUGUUGUACUGUUUCUGCUUCUAAAAAUCAGUUUCUCUGACUAAAAUCCAGAGCUUUGCCUGUUGAGCUUCCUCAUUACUCAGUAAAAACCAAGAUUUAGAUUCUUUCAUGGCUUUUGAGAAAAACCCAGAAAACCAAUUUUGAGAGAAGCUAUUAUUGUUUCUCCAGGAUUGGAAGUCUUGUUUCCUAGAGAGAAAAUUGGGAUUUUGGUCAUGGCAUUUAUUAGUUCAAAACCAGAUAAAAGUUUGAGAAAACCUCCAUCGGAAACUCAAACCUUCAGAAAACAAUAAUGGCGUUAUUGUUGGAUCUGGGUUUUAGUCCUUUUUUGUGAAGAAAAAGGAGAGAAGGGUUUAAUGUUUUUGGGCUAUGGCUUCUGGGCUCCAAAACCAGCGAGGAGUUCAAGUAAACCUCCUUAGAAGACGGCUUGGAUCAGCUGUUCAGGGCCUUCAAUGGAGUUAUGGUAUCUUUUGGACACUCUCUUCUCAACACCAGGGGGUUUUGGAAUGGGGUGAUGGGUACUACAAUGGUGAUAUUAAGACAAGGAAGACUGUUCAACCAAUGGAGCUUACCCCUGAAGAGAUGGGUUUACAGAGAAGCCUUCAGUUGCGGGAGCUUUACGCGUCGCUCUCGAUGGGUGAGAGUAGUCAGCAGGCUCGAAGGCCUUGUGCUGCUCUCUCUCCGGAAGAUCUCACUGAUACAGAGUGGUUCUACUUGGUUUGCAUGUCCUUCACUUUCAAUCCUGGUCAAGGAUUGCCUGGAAGAACAUUAUCAAGAGGUCAGCAUAUCUGGCUAUGCAAUGCUCACAAUGCUGAUAGCAAAUUCUUCUCACGCUCACUUCUUGCCAAGAGCGCUUCAAUUCAGACAGUUGUAUGCUUUCCAGUCCCAAAUGGGGUGCUAGAAAUGGGGGUGACUGAACUGGUUACGGAGGAACCAACUUCAAUUCAACGCAUGAUGACUUUCUUUUUGGACUUAACAAAGCCUGCUUGCUCCGAGCAAUCUCAUUCCAGUCCUCAAAACUCAGACCAUGAUUACGAUGAUCUCGACUUUGCCAAAAUUGGCCACGAGAAUCCUGGAAAGGAUACAUGCGAGAGCGAAACUCAACACUUCAACUAUUACCAAGAUGAUACCCAUAACGCUUUUUCAUUUGACAUCUCAUACUUGCCCGAAGAAGGGGUGGAAUUUGAAAAGGAAGGAAUCAAGGAACUGAAUGGAGUUUGUGAAGAUUUCAAAACAAGGUCCCCUGACUUCAGUGAACAUGGCUCUAGUCAGCAACUUGACGAUUUAUACAUGCCUGAUGGCAUAACGAAUACAUGCCAAGUUCAAAGCUGUCCAUUCAUUGAAGAAGAGAAUGGGGCUGAUGGUUCCCCUAACAAUAGUGAUUGCAUAUCUCAGACUUUUGUUGAAGCUUCACCUAAGGGGGAGAUACUAAAGCCUUUUAUGCAAGAUGCCCAAGAUAGUUGGGAUGGUACUCCACUUAAUUAUGGGGUAAAUGGAGCUGAUAAUUCUCAUUAUUCGAGGACACUUUCUUCUAUUCUUCAAAGAGGUGAAAACUUCAAAUUUACUGAGGCUCCACGAAGGCUCUCUAUUAAAAGUUGUUCUUCCAAGUCGAGUUUUUUGCUUUGGAAGAAAGGGUCAGAGCUUCCUCGGAGGCAAAUUGAGAUGCCUCAGAAGAUGUUGAAGAAAGUUCUAUUCAUUGUGGGGAGGUUUAGGAGUGAGAAUUCUCCUAUGACCCAAGAAUGCGAUGUUGGGAAAUUUGGGGUUUGGAAGAAGGAUGUGGAAGAUCUUAAUCAUAGUCAUGUUUUAUCAGAGAGGAGGAGAGAAAAGCUGAAUGAGAAGUUUUUGGCUCUGAGGUUGUUGGAUCCAUCUAUUAGCAAGAUCGAUAAGGCUUCACUACUUGGGGACACUAUAGAGUACCUAAAAGAACUUGAGAGGAGGGUAAAAGAACUGGAAGCAAGGGGUACGAGGAAGCAGGCUGACAUUUCAGAAAGAACUUCUGAUAAUUAUGCAAUUACUGAGAAAUAUUCAGGAAAUAAAAGGAAAGCAAGUGUACUUGAUCCAGCUCAGCUCGACUCCAGUAGAGUUCCUUUGGAUGGCAUUGAGGUUACCAUUUUAGAAAGAGAUAUCUCAGUGGAGAUGUGUUGUCCAUGGAGAGAGAGUUUGCUGCUAGAGAUAGUCCAAGGACUCAGCAAACUCCAGUUAGAUGCACAUUCCAUCAAAUCCUCAACCAACAAUGACAUGCUAACAUUAUCACUUAAAGCAAAGUUAAGGAGAAAAGUGCAGACAACAGCUGGGGAGCUCAAGCAAACCCUUACGAGAAUUGUAGGCUGGGGCUAGGGAUGGUUUGCAAUGGUUUCUUGCUUACUCUCUUGUUUUGUUGUAGUCAUUGCAGGCUGAAGUAAAGAGUUUCAUUUAGCUUUGUAUGAUAUUAGUCUCUGAGCAAUUCUCAAUAAAGAGGUGUUUAGUGUAUUUUGAUUGAGGUUC
Molecule: messenger RNA, 3334 nt
Organism: Amborella trichopoda
Lineage: Eukaryota; Viridiplantae; Streptophyta; Magnoliopsida; Amborellales; Amborellaceae
Source: RefSeq, a predicted model, not a curated record